Molecule: messenger RNA, 7866 nt
Organism: Alligator mississippiensis (American alligator)
Lineage: Eukaryota; Metazoa; Chordata; Crocodylia; Alligatoridae
Gene: INF2
Product: inverted formin 2
Exons: 23
Coding region: 109-4131 (1340 amino acids)
Biological process (GO): actin cytoskeleton organization
Molecular function (GO): actin binding; small GTPase binding
Source: RefSeq, a predicted model, not a curated record
GAUCUCCCGCGGCAGCGGCGCGGGGCUGGGCUGGGCUGGGCUGAGCCUCUCCUCGCCCCGCCCGGGACCCGCGAGCGGCUGGGCCGGGCCGGGGCUGCUGCAAGGCAGAUGGGCGAUGUGAUCGCGGCGCCGCGCGGAGGAAGGAGCCCGGAGAGAUUAUUCACAAUGUCUUUCAAGAAAGAAGGUGCCCACAAGAAAUGGGCUGCCUUGAAGGAGAAGCUUGGGUCCCAGGAGAGCGACCAGACAGAGGCCAACCUGGAAAAUGCAGAGCCAGAGCUGUGCAUUCGCCUCCUCCAAAUCCCUUCUGUGGUGAACUACUCUGGGCUCAAGAAGCGGCUGGAGAGCAGCGAUGACAGCUGGAUGGUCCAGUUCCUGGAACUGUGUGGCCUCGAUCUGCUCCUAGAAGCCCUGGACAGGCUGUCUGGGCGAGGAGUGUCCAAGAUUUCUGAUGCCUUGCUUCAGCUCACCUGCAUUAAUUGUGUACGAGCAGUAAUGAACUCCCAGAGGGGAAUUGAAUACAUUGUGGACAAUGAAGGCUACAUCAGAAAACUCUCUCAAGCACUAGACACAUCUAACGUCAUGGUGAAAAAGCAGGUGUUUGAACUGCUAGCUGCACUCUGCAUGUACUGUCCCAGUGGCCAUGCUCUGGCUUUGGAUGCUCUGGACCAUUACAAGACCGUGAAGAACCAGCAGUAUCGGUUCAGUGUCAUAAUGAAUGAGCUCUCAACCACAGAUAAUGUACCUUACAUGGGAACACUGCUAAGUGUCAUCAAUGCGAUAAUACUGGCAACAGAAGACCUAAGAGUCAGGGUGCAAAUCAGAAAUGAGUUUAUUGGUCUGCAGUUGUUGGAUAUGUUGAACAAACUAAGAGACAUAGAAGAGGAUGAUCUGCUUAUCCAGUGUGAAACAUUUGAGGAGGCCAAGACAGAAGAUGACGAGGAAUUGCUAAAGAUAAGUGAUGGGAUUGACAUGAACAAUCACCAGGAGGUCUUUACAUCUCUGUUCAAUAAAGUGAGUAGCUCUCCAGCCUCUAUCCAACUGCUGUCCAUUCUCCAGAGCCUUUUGCAUCUGGAAUCUUCUCAUCACUCCAGCCUGCUGCUGUGGGAAUCCUUGGUUACCUUAGCAAACAGGGCCAUUCUGCUUGCAAAUGAUGUACAAGGGAACAGCGUUGAAGACAUCAUCGAGAGACUGCUCUCCGUAAAGAAGCAUCCAAACAAACAAAAAAUAAAGCAAAACCAAUCGCCUGAGAAUGUAAAUGAAUGCAGUCAAACGGACACGGACUUAGAGGAGCUGCCAAAUGCAAAGCAGAGCCCUGUUGUGGCAGCCGUUGUCCCCAGCGCACUAGCACCACCAAGUCCUCCAGAGGCCAUCCUGCCCUCGCAGCUUCCGACCUGCUCAGCAUCACCAGGGAAGACUACAUCUCCACCCCUUGCUGCUGCUGCCACCCCACUAUCACCACCGCCGCCUCCUCCUCCACCAUUGCCUGGCAUGGCACAUAUGCCUCCUUCCCCUCCCCCACUGCCAGGCAUGGCAAGCAUGCCCCCUCCCCCUCCCCCUUUGCCAGGCAUGGCAAGCAUGCCCCCUCCCUCUCCCCCACUGCCAGGCAUGGCAGGCGUGCCCCCUCCCCCUCCCCCACUGCCAGGCAUGGCAGGCGUGCCCCCACCCCCAGGCAUGGCAGGCAUACCCCCACCCCCGCCCCCACUGCCAGGCAUGGCAGGCGUGCCCCCACCCCCACCCCCACUGCCAGGCAUGGCAGGAAUGCCCCCUCCCCCUCCCCCACUGCCAGGCAUGGCAGGCGUGCCCCCACCCCCUCCCCUACUGCCGGGCAUGGCACCGGGAGGCAAUGGGGAAGAAAUAGUCGUCGCCCAAGUCAACUAUUCUCUCGGCUAUGCCAGGCCCUUCCACAAGAAGGUGAAGACUCCAACCUUAAGGAUGAAGAAACUCAACUGGCAGAAGCUGCCGACCAACGUGGUGAGAGAAAGUCACUCGAUGUGGGCGUCAGUGACUAGCAGCAGCGAAGAAACCAUAGAGCCCGAUUAUACGAGCAUAGAACAACUCUUCUGUUUUCCCCAAACAAGCCCCAAGGAGAAAGCCACUGCCCCUGUCAAAGCAGAACCAAAGGAGAUCACGUUCUUAGACUCCAAGAAAAGUCUCAACUUGAAUAUCUUUUUGAAGCAAUUUAAAUGCUCAAAUGAAGAGGUAGCUGAUAUGAUUCGGAAAGGGGACAGGACCAAGUUUGACGUUGAAGUUUUGAAACAACUACUGAAGCUGCUACCCGAAAAGCAUGAGAUAGAAAACCUGAAAGCCUUCAAGGAAGAAAAAUCAAAGUUAGCUAAUGCUGAUCAGUUUUAUCUCCUCCUCCUUGGGAUUCCCAGCUAUCAACUGCGGAUUGAAUGUAUGCUAUUAUGCGAGGAGACUACCGUCAUGCUAGACAUGCUACAACCUAAAGCAGACACGAUCGAGAAAGCCUGUGAAGAUCUUCUUAUUAGCCAUCGCCUGCCUCUGUUUUGCCAGCUGAUCCUCAAAGUUGGAAACUUUCUGAACUAUGGAAGUCACACCGGAGAUGCUGAUGGCUUUAAAAUUAGCACUUUACUCAAACUAACCGAAACCAAAGCAAACCAAACCCGCGUUACUUUGCUGCACCACAUUCUGAAGGAAGUAGAAAAUAAUCACACGGACUUACUGGAGCUUCCCAAGGACCUUGAAUGUGUUGCGAAGGCAGCAGGAAUUAACCUGGAAAUUAUACGUACAGAAUCCAGUUCCCAUUUAAAUAAGUUGGAAGAACUUAAGAAAAAGUUACAGGCCUCGAGCGACGAUGUGAAAGCACAGUACGAGGCACCCAUCGAGGACAGCAUAAAUGCAUCACAGAAGCUGAAGGAGACAUUUAAUACCAUUGACAGGAAAAAAGAGGAACUUGCCAACUAUCUCUGUGAAGAUCCAAACAAACUGUCACUGGAAGAUAUAUUUAGCACCAUGAAAACCUUCAGGGAUCUUUUCAUCAAAGCACUUAAGGAAAACAAGGACAGGAAGGAACAAGCUGCAAAGGCAGAAAAGAGGAAGAAACAGCUGGAGGAGGAAGAAGCUAAGAGACAGACAGGAGAAAAUGGAAAGAUAAUUAAGAAGGGAGCAGUGAAGCAGGAAGAGGUGUGCAUUAUCGAUGCCCUGCUGGCUGACAUACGGAAAGGCUUCAAGCUACGGAAAACAAAGAACAGGGGAGAGUCAGACACUCCACCUAAAACAACACCGGCAGGCACCCCAGAGGGAGGGCAGCCAGGGAAAAGUGCUAAUGAUGUAAAAGCAGUGGGAAAGGAAAGCAUUUGCGAGACCAAACAAAGUGAGGACAAUCACUCAGAAUCCACUCCUGCCCCAGAUGCUGCUGCUGUCACCAUUACGGGCCCUGGUAAAGAUGAAGCACAGUCGUCUGCGUCAAACCAGCCACCUCCUGAAGACAAUGCUGGAGGAAAUUUGCCACAACAGCCCUGCACUCAAGGAAGCUCCUUUAGUUCAGCAGAUGCUGAUAGAGUCUCCCAGCCAAAGGAUGGAGUAAGCUUCAAGGGGAAGAACGACUCAUACAGCUUUCCAGAGAACACAGAACACAAAACCAACGUGUUUUCUCCAUGUAACAUAGGAGCAUCUAUACAGUUUGCAAGCAGCUAUUCAAGCCAUUGUACCAGCUUAAAAGAUGAACCAGGUGGACCGAGCUUAGGGGAUAAGGAUAGCAAAUUUGAACCAUCUGUCUUAGGAAGUGGUAAAAUAGCUGAACAGACAUUACUGCCCAGUGACACCUAUCAAAGUGAGACUAAAAUCAGAGUUGAACUAGCACCUGAAAAUGCUGAAACAAUUCUGACUACCAAGUCAAGUUCCAAACAAGUAGACAGCAGGGAAACAGCAAAAAAAAAUGAAGAUCCUGAUGAAGAGUCAUUGCUGGAUACCUCUCAGGAGAAAUCCUUCUCAGAAGAACCAACAACAGAUUCUUCUUGUUCAGUUCCUCCAGGACAGGGGCGUGCUGACAAGGAAGGGCAGAAAGGGUCUGGGAAACGGAGGAAGAAGAAGAGGCACAGCAAAAGCCAGCCAGAGGUUGGCAUUGAUACUGGCGAUAAUAAAACAAAAAGAGUUUGUGUGGUACAGUGAGGUAUCACAGCAAGGCAGAAAAAAUAAAUAAAUGAAGACAAAGCAACCUGCUCACAAACCCAUGCAAUGCUGCCAUUCCCUGGGAAGCGAGUGCCGUGGGGCUGAAAUUCCUCUAUUAAUAAUGGUUGCAAUGAUGGAAUGCAAAGCUUCUUCUAAAGCAGUCUCCCUAAUUGCUCCUUGCAGAUCCUGUGUCUAGCAAACAGACUCCAGAUGAAAGAGAUGCAACUGUUUUCAGUAUGUGCCUUAGGGGAGAGGCCUGCAAGGGUCUGGUACUGCAAGUGCUCCAUGCCCAGAACUUCUGAACCAGGUGGGAGUUCUCUGUGUGGAGGGCCAAUAGAUUCAAGCCCCUGUUAACUUUGCUUUGGACCAAAUCCUCCAAUCUGUUUGCAGGCCAAAUUCCUGUUGAGAAUUGUGGGAGUGCAAAUAAAGAAAUGACUGCAGCAGUGAGCACUUAGUGUCUCCAAAACUGAAUUGUGUAAAGCAAGCACUUAUUGCACUCUCACCAGUAUCCAACUGGAUAUCUCUUACUGCCCCACUCCAGGGACCUCCCAACAACGGUAACUGAUGUUGGACCUAGUCAGGUGAACUCGGUACCAUUGUGGUCAUUUGAGGUAGAGGGAUAUCUGUCAAAGGAAUGGAUUACUGUAGUGAACUCCGAAGGCUCAGUCCUGCAACAGCUCGCAUAUGGUUAACUUUAAGCAUGUGGACAGUGCCAUGAAAUUCCACUGACGUUCUCACAUGCAUAGACAUGAGCAUAAGCUCUUAGUGGAUGAGAGCAUAAAGUUUCUAGAUUGUGAAAAUAUCAGGAGAAAGAGCUGAACAGAUUGCCCUAAAAGUCAUGUCAUUUGGCAUAUCCCUGGUUCUGCAUUAGCAAAGACCUAUGGAACAUUUAGAGUCUGCUUCAUGGUGAAAGGCAGUUAUACAAGUUUUGCUUUAACAUUACAAGCCUGCAGUAUUGUGUUUUUAAAAAAAAGAGCUUUCUUUCUUGAUUAUAUUGUAUAUUAACCUUGUACCAUAGUUUUGUACAUAGCUAUCCAUUUGAAAAUUCUAAAGAUUUGUUCAAUCUAUAUUACAGUAUUUCAUUGAAAUAGGAACUGGGUGGGGAAAAUAUUGUUACUUUUAAGAGUCAUAUCAAUAUACAGUAACUCUGAGCAUAUAUAAUAAUGUGCUGACUAAGCUCUUUUGCUCUGCUUAUGAAGACUUGAUCAAGUGUCAUUCAUUUACUAGAAACUGGGCUGAACUAAGUUAGGAAUUUAAAAUGUUUCUCUUUCAAUCAGGGCUUUGCUUUGACUGUAGAGAAGAUUGGUUAACUAGUACAGGGAUCCUUAGUUUAGAAUGGACCAACCAAGCUGGAGAAAUCUUUUCUGGAAAUUCAGUAUGACUGAAUUUGAAACCAAGCCCAACACUAAACUUAAGCAUAUAGAUUUCCAUUAGCUCUGAUGGAGCCGUGACAUCAACAUCUCAGUAUUGUAAUCAGAACAUGCACACACGCAAGUUCAGGGAUUAGUCACAAUUAUGCUCGUCAUAGUUAAAGGGCCAGCUUCACUUUUUGUCCCUUUUCAGGUCUGUCCAAGCCCAUCACCUCUGGUGUUUCUUCAUGCCUUUAUAUCCAAGGGUGGAUUUCUGCAGUUCUCCCACUCCUAGACCAGGCAUCACUCUGCAGCACUGCGUAGCAGUAGGGCUCUGGCACCUGCAGUUCUGCUCUUCUCCAUAUAACAAUUUAUUCUCAUCUGAUGGUAAUAUAGGCAACCCUAAGAUUUUCAGACACCCCCAUUUUAAUCCAGGUCCCUCAAUCCACCCCCUCUGGUAUAUUAGGAGACAGACCCUUUUUAGAGUAUCAUGCUCCCUUUGUUCUUCUCUUCAUGUGGGCUUUGUCACUACUGAAAAAACCUGGUUUUUCAGGUCGGUUGGUAAGGAACUAGAAAUCCUUAAAAGCCAACAAAAUUCAAGCAUUUAUUUGAUAAGUGGCCUGUCUUGAGCCAUCCUUCCAUUCCUUAUUUUUCCUUCCAGGCAUCUGUUAAACUAAAACAGUGCCCUCAUACAAUAAAAGAUCCCUGCAACUAGGUCAAAACACGAUGGUUAUCAGAGCCAUCACAAUAGGCUUUUAGUAAGAGCGGAGAUUUGCAAAACAGGGUGAAAAGAAUUCAGUUCGAGUGGGAUGGGAAAUUGACCCAGGUUCUACACACACCCUUCACUGCUGUCACCAAGCUAAUUAUUCCCGAUUAUUCCUUAUUAGUCAUUGCACAGCCAAAAUUCAGUACUAGUGAAAGCAGAGACACUUAUUUCAAUAGCUUUCCACUCACAUAAUGCAGCCAUGAGUUUCCUGCACAGACAGGAACUCCUCCAACAACUGCAGCAAAAUUCCAGCAAACAAGCUAGUCUGUGAAAGCCAAAGGUUUGUAGGAACCAAGUUAACACUCAGGGCACCUAUACACGUGCAUCAAGGCUGCUCCAAUGCGCUAUAAUUACAGCACGUCAGAGCAGAUUCGAUUAAUCGAGUAUGCUAGAACAUGGUAAUUACCAUACUCCAGCACUAUGUGCAUCAGUAUCCCCACCUGAAAAAUGGCAGCAGGGACAUUUUAACUAAAGCUCAUUUGACAAGCUUUAAUGAAAGCACCCCCCACCCACCAUUUUUCAGCACAGGGACACCAAUACACGUGACACUCCAGGCACUUUAAUUAAAGUAGAUCUUGGAGCCACUCUAAUUAAAGUGCCCUCACCCUCCAACCCCGAGCAUGUGUAUAAACACCCUCAGUAGUAUCCAUAUGGUAUGCCAAACCAAGGGCAUCAAUAAAUGCAAGCAGCUAGUAGCAUUUUUCUUUAAGUUCUAACAUUGGAGACAUUUCAAGAUUUAGAAUUUAAAACAAGGUCAGAAUAUAAAUUCAAAGGUUUUCUGCUUUGAGGAGAGGAGAGAGCUCAACUCCAUUUUUAAACAUUUUGGGGGUCUAUUCUAUCCAAGUGGAAGCCUAAAUAAAGGUUUAUAGCAGAAUGACUCAUUAGCUACAGCUUUAGCAUAGAAAACAUCAUUUCUAUUCUUCUCACAGUGAAGAAAAAACAAAACAUGAAGCAGUUCUUAUUUACCUUUAUACUCUGCUUAUUCUCCCACUUGUACAUUGUCUGUAGCCUACAUCCCUGAUCCUUUGGCAUACAUGCUUAACUCUGUAUACUUGCCUAACUCUGAAGAAUAAAGUAAUUGGGACUAUUCACAUACACAUAUAGUUGAACCUUUGCAAAUUCUUGCAAGAUCUGGGCUUUGGGCAGGGGCUUCAUCUUCUACUAAAACAUCCAAGCACAUCAGUCAUAGUAUAUUCUUCAUAGUAAUUGUUAGCUACUCUCUCUCAUAUGGAUUUUUAUCAAACAUAUUUUAGUUGCAUAGCCUUAGAGAUGGAGCUAACAACUUUGUUCUUUCACCUCAAAAAUAAAUGAGGAUUUUACAUAAUGUGUGGGUCAGUCCCUUUGCAUACAAGACAGGUAAGCACACAUGUGCCAUUUCCUUCCUGAUUUUGUUUACUGUUAUGUGCAGUUUGGGAGAGAAAAUUCAGUGGAUCCCGCACUAUUCCAGCCAGGUGAUGCUUUCCACCAGAAUUAACUAAUCUUCAUUCUCUCUAAGUGUAAAGCCAGGCUCCACAGCAUGAGGUUUCCAGCUUUCUGUAUGUGAUGGUCAUCUUCUGUGCGCAGUACGCUACUUAGAGUGCAAUACAAUGUUUAUCAAAAUAAAAUCUAAUGUCUACCAGA